AUGAAGAACUUACCGGAGUCAUAUACACUAGCGGACGACGGGUCGCUGAGCGGACCUGUACAGAUCUUGGUUGGAAACGAAUAUUACUGCAACAUAACUUACGAGAAAAGGGUACAACUGGAUAGCAAUUUGUUUCUAAUCGACUCUGCACUUGGUUGGAUAAUUAGUGGUAGAGCAGAACCACAGCUUAGAGACGAGUCGUACGUAGUGACUUACACUCAGACUUGCAUUGAAACGAAGCUUCAUCAGCCAGAUCCACCUCUUUGUAAUGGAGACAUAAAGAGCCCUUGGGAACUAGAAUGCAUAGGUAUUAGUGAUUCCCCAAGAGCAACUAGAGAAGAAGAAGCCAUCAAAUAUUUUAAUGAUACAACUUUAAAAUUAAAUAAUCGAUACACGGUAAGCUGGCCUUGGAUAACUUAUCCACCGGAUUUACCUAAUAAUUUUGGAAUGGCUUUUGGUCGUUUAUCAAGCUUAUUGAAGCGUAUGGAUCAAGAUACGUUGGUAGCAUACAGCGAUACGUUUAAACAACAAUUAGAUAAGGGUAUAAUAGAAGUUGUACCCUCUUCAAGAACAUCAACAGGUAACGUCAUUCACUACCUACCUUUCCAUGGAGUACGUCAUCGAGGAAAACCUAUGAGAAUAGUUUAUGAUGCUAGCUCUAAGAGUAUCAAGGACACCAAGAGUCUGAACGAAUGUUUGUACAGAGGACCACUCAUGCUAGAAGACCUCACGGGCUUACUUAUAAAAUUUAGAACUCAUAGGAUAGGUUUAACCUCGGAUAUUGAAAAGGCGUUUUUACAGAUGGCAUUACACGAGAAGGAUCGUGAUGUAACCAGAUUCUUGUGGCUCAAAGAUACCUCUAAACCUGUAUCUCAAGACAACCUACUAUACCUUAGGUUUUGUAGAGUUCCAUUUGGCGUCAUUUCAUCACCGUUUUUGCUUAAUGCGACUAUUAAGCACCACCUGUCCAAUGCAGAAGAUCAGCAAGUCAGACAGAAAGCAAAUGACAUAUAUGUGGAUAACUUUGUUUCGGGUACCGACACUACGGAUGAGGCGAUGAAACUCUACAAAAAUCUAAAAGGAUCUUUUCAAGAUAUUUCAAUGUCACUCAGAGAUUGGAGUUCAAAUUCUAAGGAAUUUAUGAAGAAAGUCUCUGAUACAUGUAAAGAAGAUAAAGUAAAGGUACUUGGCUUAGAAUGGGACAUCAAAAAGGAUACUCUUCAGUUGAAACCUAACUUACAAGAAGAAGCUGUCACAAAGAGAGGAAUACUGAAGACUAUCGCAUCAAUCUACGAUCCAUGUGGUUAUGCAGUACCCUAUACCCUAUCAUCUAAACUAUUUUUACAAGAGCUUUGGAAAGCUGGAGUGUCAUGGGACUCACCAUUAUCGAGCGAACUAACGGAAGAAUGGAAUAAGAUCCGACAGAACUUAGAAGCCAUUAGAAAGGUGUCGGUGGACAGAUGCUACAUGAAGACACCAGUGGGAAAAGGCUACCAACUACACUGUUUCACCGAUGCCUCUCUACAGGCUUAUGCAGCAUCAGUCUUUUUAGUCUGCGGCUCGGAGAAAAGCUUCAUUAUUGGAGUACUGAUUGGCAGUAGACUGAUAAAGUUCGUUCUUAAGUUUCUCCAGCAGAAAAUAGUAAGACAAGUCUUAUGGACUGACAGCCAGAUCGUCAUAGAAUGGUGCAAAUCUGACAAGCUAUUGCCACCCUUCGUUGCCAGGCGGAUAGAAGAGAUCAAAACAAAUAAAGAUCUGGAGAUCAGAUACCUUCCAACAGAGCUAAAUCCAGCUGACGUCGGCACCAGACCCACCUGCUCGAGAGAGGACAGGGAGAAAUGGCUGAGUGGUCCACAAUUUAUAGUUCAAGAUCCGAAGACGUGGCCAACAACUUCUGGCGGUGGACCAACCAGUUCUCUCUUGAUUGGGGAGGGUCUUGGGAUCCAAGAAGACGAAGAACUGAUGGAAAUAGUUGAUCCAGAUUUACACAACGUUAGUCCGAUGGAAACGGAGGACAGUAUAACUGAAAAGGAAGUAGCGAGUCAUGACAAUGAUCAAAUGCCAGAUAAGUUACUAAAAUUGAAAGAAAUUCAAGCUGAAUACUUUCCUCUAGAGGUAGAAGGAAAGGUAACUAGUUUAAGUUUGAAUUUAGGCAUAUUUAAAGACAUAGAUGAGUUACUAAGGUGUAAAGGUCGUAUGAAACACGCAGACUGGACAUUCGAUAAACGCUACCCUAUACUUAUACCAAAAGAUUCAGAUUUCACCAACGAAAUUAUAAUGAAGACUCAUCAAGAAAAUAAGCAUGUUGGAGUAAGUCACACGUUAGACAAGAUAAGGGAAACUUACUGGAUACCACAAGGAAGAAGCCAAGUUCAAAAGAUUUUGAAGAAGUGCUCCGAAUGUAUGAAGCAUGACGGAGGGCCAUAUAAACUACCAGAAACUCCUGCGUUACCGAAAGAGAGGGUCAAUUAUAGCUCACCAUUCACAUACGUUGGUACCGACUAUCUAGGACCACUUCUAAUCAACAAUGGGAAUGGCAAUUGUAAAAGGUGGAUUAGCCUCUACACAUGCUUAGCCGUAAGAGCCAUUCACUUAGAAAUUGUAAAGGACCUAACUGCGGAAGAAGGUUUAAUGGCCUUACGUAGAAUGAUUUCAGCAAGAGGUGUACCUACCUUAAUAACGUCUGAUAAUGCGGCUCACUACAAGUUACUCUCAGAGAUUCUUCAGAACCCAUACUGCGUAGAGAAAGAGAUAAGAUGGAAAUUUAUACCACAGUUAGCACCAUGGCAUGGAGGAUUCUAUGAGAGAUUAGUUGGUUUGGUUAAAAACUGUAUGAAGAAAACAUUACAGAAACAUUUGUUGAAUGACACUCAGCUAGUAACAGCGGUGAAAGAAAUAGAAGCAGUUCUUAACACAAGACCCUUAACUUACGUAGAUUCAGAGCCGGAUCAUGUACUAAAACCUUCAGACUUUCUUACUAUGGGAAAGUGUAUCAUUAUGGAAACUUCAGAUAAGGAUCCUACGACGUCGCAAGGGACGGUGACUAAGGACAAUUUAAUUAAAGGUUGGAAGAAAGCACGGAUAAUUCUACGAGAAUUUAAAGAGAUGUUUGAGAACAGGUAUCUCCUAAAUUUGAGAGAAAGAUAUUCCCACCAUCCUAAAGAACCUAGAGUAACAUCAAAGUUAGCACCUCAGAUAGGUCAAAUCGUGCAGAUUAAAGGUGACACGAAGAACAGGAUAAAUUGGAAAGUUGGGAAAAUAGUAUCUUUAAAGGAAGGCGCCGACGGUUUAUGUAGGGUCGCCACGGUACGAGUAGGAGAUACAGAGUAUACAAGAUCUAUCGCACAUCUCUACCCGUUAGAGAUCGAAGAUGGAGAAGAACAGUGUAAACAAACAUCAUCUUAUGAAGAAAGUGUAGAAGAACCGGUGCAGAUUCCUGAUCUUCAACGUCCACCAGACAAGGAUGACGUGACGAUGGAAUCCCUCAAAGACGUUACUGAGCCUCCACCUGCGCAAAUAUCCACUCAAGAAGUAAGAGAUCAACCAGAAGAAGUACAGCCUCAUGCCUCGCCAGAAGAGGAACCGUGUUCCUCUAAACAAACAGUUGAGUCUAUAUCUAGUGAGUUAAACGAGCCUAAGCCUAAGUCUAUGUCCGAACCAGAACCACUCGCGGUCGUCGACCUCGAGUUUUACGACCACACUGUUCCCGAGUCACACCACCUAGAGGAAGUUGCGCCAGAAGAACAACACGACGAAGCAAGACCUAAGAGAGCGGCAGCUCUCAGAGCCCUUGAGAAGAUCAAGGAAUGGACCAGCAAUCUAGUCGCCGUGUUGCUGCCUGAGGCGGGGUGUGUCGUGACAAGCACGAAUAUCUAAUGUCACAAUACAAAUUUCCUAGCGGCAACACUGAACAGCGCCCUCUGAGUGGAACUGUGAUCUCGGGGUCAAACAACCAGCCACCAUAAAGUAAAGCGAAGCAGACUGAGGCUCCUCUGGCCCAAGAGAAGUGGAUCAGAGAGAGCGAGGAUAAAGAAUCCUUCAUGGGAGAUGAAGGUAUGUAUGCCAAGCAUUCU
Cydia splendana is the source of this 4073-nucleotide messenger RNA. RefSeq lists its product as uncharacterized. The transcript is spliced from 3 exons. The coding region runs from base 1 to 3876 and encodes 1291 amino acids. The record is from RefSeq and is a predicted model, not a curated record. Gene Ontology annotation, molecular function: nucleic acid binding. Gene Ontology annotation, biological process: DNA integration. NCBI's taxonomy places the organism in Eukaryota, Metazoa, Arthropoda, Insecta, Lepidoptera, Tortricidae.